UUUUAGGUCCCAAUCCACGGCAUAUCCUCUUCAUAAAUCAGUCUUUCACAAUCUUAACGUUUACGGACAUCUCACCAACACACGUUUUUCUGCCUCCAUGGAAUCUCUUGAUUCCAACUCCCAAUUUCAAACCCUAGAUUACAUUCCAAAUCAAAAUCAAGACCCUCCGUUAUCAGAAACCGUAGAUCCCGAUUCACAAAACCCGCCUAAAACCCUGGCACUCGAUUCUCAAAUUCCCCAAAAGGCCUCCGAAAACGACCGCAAUAACAACAACGCCAGGGACAGUGAUAAUUCUAAUAAUAACGUCAUCGCCGACUAUGUUAAGCAAAAGCCUUUAUUGUCGGAAAAUGGUCUGACAAAUACUCAUUCCGGUACCGACAAGGAUCAAUCGGGAGGUGAGGAGGAGACCAGUAGCAGAAGACGCCGUCGUAGCAGGUGGGACCCGCCUCCGUCUGAGACCGGCAGCGGAAAUCAGGUGGAUAAUAAUAAUGACUCGGGGAGUGGGACCAGGAAGCGGAAAUCACGGUGGGCAGAUGACGAGCCGAAGCCCCUUAUUCAGUUGCCAGAUUUUAUGAAGGACUUCACUGGAGGUAUCGAGUUUGAUCCUGAAAUUCAAGCUUUGAAUAGUCGGCUACUAGAAAUUUCUAGAAUGUUGCAAUCUGGUUUGCCUUUAGAUGAUAGACCAGAUGGGCAGCGAAGUCCUUCUCCUGAACCCAUCUAUGAUAAUAUGGGAAUUAGGAUAAAUACUAGAGAAUAUAGAGCACGAGAGAGAUUGAAUAAAGAGAGACAGGAGAUUAUAUCUCAAAUUAUUAAACGAAAUCCAGCAUUUAAGCCACCAGCGGAUUACAGGCCUCCAAAACUUCACAAGAAGCUUUAUAUACCAAUGAAAGAGUAUCCAGGUUAUAAUUUUAUCGGGCUGAUUAUUGGACCAAGAGGAAACACUCAGAAGAGAAUGGAGAGGGAAACAGGUGCAAAGAUUGUGAUUCGGGGUAAAGGAUCUGUGAAAGAGGGAAGGCUGCAACAAAAGAGGGAUUUGAAGCCAGACCUAUCAGAGAAUGAGGAUUUGCAUGUGUUGGUGGAGGCAGAGACUCAGGAAUCACUUGAGGCUGCAGCUGCAAUGGUUGAAAAAUUGUUGCAGCCAGUUGAUGAGGUUUUGAAUGAGCAUAAAAGACAGCAGUUGAGGGAGCUUGCUACCUUAAAUGGGACUAUAAGGGAUGAGGAGUAUUGUAGGUUAUGUGGUGAGCCGGGACAUCGGCAGUAUGCAUGUCCCUCGCGUACUUCAACUUUUAAGAGUGAUGUGCUUUGUAAGAUUUGUGGUGAUGGUGGCCAUCCAACUAUUGAUUGUCCAGUGAAGGGAACAACUGGGAAAAAAAUGGAUGAUGAAUAUCAGAAUUUCUUGGCGGAGUUAGGAGGAACUCUUCCUGAAUCAGCUACCAAACAAAGUUCCACCUUGGCUUUAGGUCCCGGUACUUAUGGAAGCAAUCCACCUUGGCAAACUGGAAGCAGUGGGAACACUUCACACCCUGGGCUAGGGUCAAAUGGAGUUACAGCCAUUAAGGAAUUUGAUGAUACGAAUUUGUACAUUGGAUAUUUACCACCAACUCUUGAUGAUGACAGUUUGAUUAGGCUGUUUUCAUCAUUUGGUGAUAUUGUGAUGGCUAAGGUUAUCAAGGACCGAGUUACUGGAGCAAGCAAAGGUUAUGGUUUUGUUAAGUAUUCUGAUGUUCAGAUGGCUAAUAAUGCUAUUGCAAGCAUGAACGGUUACCGUCUUGAGGGGAGAACCAUUGCUGUAAGAGUUGCUGGUAAGCCGCCUCAGCCUACUGUGCCUCCUGGCCUUCCAACAUCAGCAGUUCCCACUUACCCUGUUGCUUCUCAACCAGUUGGUGGCUAUCCAUCUCAGCAGUUUACACCAAGUGGCCCUCCUCCAAAUCCACCCCCUGCAAGCUACACAGGGACUCCAGUUCCAUGGGGACCACCAGUUCCUCCACCUUAUGCUCCUUAUGCUCCUCCUCCUCCUGGUUCAACCAUGUACCCUCCUGUUCCUGGUCAACCAAUGCCCCCAUAUGGAGUGCAAUAUCCUGCAACAGUGCAGACAGCUCAGCCUGGUGCCCCAUCACAGACUGUGACUGCAACUGAAGCACAACAACAAAGCUUUCCACCAGGUGUGCAAUCUGAAAGCAGCACUUCUGCUGCAGCUUUAUCAACAAAUUUGUAUGGGAGCUCUGUGGCACCAAUGCUGCCAAAUGCUCAACCUGCAUAUGUAACUGCCUCAUUGGGUUACCCACCUUACUACACUGCAGUUCCUCCUCCUCCUCCACCUGCUGCAGCCUCAACAGUGGACCAUUCACAGAGCUUGGUUAAUGUUCCUUGGGCUACUAAUCCUCCGGUGCCACCUCCUGUUUCUUCUGCAGAAAAGGCAACUUAUGGUGCAGAUGCUGAGUAUGAGAAGUUUAUGGCAGAGAUGAAAUGAUGUGGGUCCUUCCAACCAUUGCUUCUUAAUUGAGAGGCCUAAUGUUUCUUGGAGCACAUAUGAACCUGAUUUCUUACCUCUUGCCAUGAGUUUGUUGGAAGUUUGGGACUCACAUCUUUAACCUUGCUGUACUGUUAUGACAUUUGCAGAGAUUUGGCAGAAGUUCAGUUCAUAUAAUCACAUCUUGGAGAUGCCAUUUUAAAAGCUGUUAAUCCCAUUUAUUACUCAAAUUCUCUCUUGUUGGACUUAAUUUUGUUUCGUAUGGAUGCUUGUUGCCUCCUUUACAAUAUUUGUCUGCUAAUGUUUUUCUUCUAUUUUAUGUGAACUGGUUACUGACAUUUUCUGUUAUUAAAUUGUAUUUUCCUUGAAUGAUUUAACUGAUUUGGUCACUUGGCCUAGCUCACUUUCAUAUUUGUGAUAAUACUGAUUUUGCUGUGAGAGUAUAUACCAUCUUGCUUGCAUGCUUCUGCAGUUUACUUGGUAUUCUUCUCUCAUUUUCUUGGCCAGAAGGUAAGCAUAUCUUAAGAAACGAAGGCAUUGGGGUAUGUGGAAGAAGUUUACUAUUUUUGCCUUUGUUUAUAUAUUUUUAGUUUCCAUAUAUAUAUUUUUUUUGUCCAAAAAACCUAUUCUGAUAUUUUUUUUCUAGUUUUCUUAUGGCAGGUAAAAGAACUCUUAUUAUUGGUAAUCAUGCGUUUGGCUGUUAGUUUUGGUGGUUUUUGUCAAAAAUAGAAAAAUAAAGUUCAAAUGUUGUAUCUUAGCAAAAAAAAUUUUAGUGUUGUUGCUCUUCUAGACUGUCAAAAAGUGACUAAUAUAUUUCCAACAUUGAUAUAGGAACCAAAUGGUGACAGAUCUUUCUUCUUUGUUCCUCCUUUUUCAUAAGAUUUGUAAAGGUUAGAAAAUUUCUGGAGUCGUUAGAAGUGAUGUUUUUAAAUUGGAGCAGCUGAGUGAUUAAAUUAGUUGAAAGGAAUUUCACCUAAUCUCUAGAUGAAGACACAGUGCCCAUAAUAUAUAAUAUAUUGGGAAGAUUGUUCCAUGUAGCCAACAAAUAUAACUUAUUAGGCUUUUUAGGAUUUGGUGGUUCGGGGUUGGGAGAGAGUGAUCAAGGAUAGGAAUGUGGAACCUUACAAACGUUAUUUUACAUUGGUUGAUAUGUGCAUUGUCUAUAGUAAUUAAUAUAUUGUGUGGAUGUGUGGGUCACUGAACUUUGCUUAUUUCUAUUUUAAGUAAUUGACAUGUUUCGAAUGCAUUGAAGUUAUAUAAUUUGCAUGGACAACUGCCUUCUUUAUUACCACCAAAGAACCAGAUAACUUUUAUCUUAAAAAUGGCUGCUGGGUAUGUGCCCUGAUGAUUUCUGAUUCCAGUUUUUGUGUGUUUGUAAGUACUUCCUUUAAAGUUUUCUUGUUGUGUAAUAAAAAAAGAGGUGUUAUCAUUUCAGCAUGCAUGUUAUUUUUGGUGUUCUCAUUUUGUUUAUUAAUUCGCUCUAAAAUGGCAAUAGUCAUACAGAUAAUAGCUAUGUAUGGAUGUGCAUAAGUACAUUGUUGGGGAAAUGCAUGUUUCCAUGUAUUUCACCUUAAACAUACAAAAGACUUGUACAGAUAUCUUACAUCAAGGUUCAGUGAUCUCCAACAACUUCCCUUUAUAUGCUAUCCCGUUAUUUUCUUAGUGUAGAAGAAUGGUAUUAUUAUUAAAAGUGCCCUAUAAUUUGUGCAGAGAUUAGCUUGGAUGAAUUCGUGGGAUUCACUGAAGAUGACAUGACUUUAUAUUUGCUGCAUCUACUAUUGUUAGUAAUACCUAACUUUUUAUUUGUUUUAGAGAAAGAACAAUAGCAAUAGUAAAUUGAAUAGGAUUUAACCACAGUUAUGUUAGUAGUUUGUUUGAUUGAAAUUGGAUAGUUAGAUUAGGGGUAUGUAUUUAGAUCAAUGUUGGAGGUUCUGCUGCCAUCUUUCUUUAUAUCAAAAGAGCAGUGCAAUCUUUUGCAUCUGUUGAUAUUGUAUUUGUUUUUUUACAUAAAAAAAGCUAUCUGUUUUUUGAGUUUUUACAGUGAAGUUUUCUGAUAUGCAGGUUUCUCUACGAUAUUUCAAAAACAGAAAUAGUACAAGUUAUUGUUUAUCAUAGUCAUAGUUUUACAUUCCCAACCAGGCUUCCCUUGGAAUGUGAAAUAAUUGUUUAUGUAUUUUAUAACUUAUUUACAAUAAUGUGCUAACCUCAUUGUAUACAAGGUGGUCAGGGUUUGUUUCUUUGAGAUGAUAAGAAGUUUGCCAGGCAGUGAUUGUCGUCACCAGUUGUGGAUGCUCAUUGAUGAAGAUAUUUUGUGUAUCGGCUGUUAGAGUUAGUAACUUGUAGGACUUUGAAUGAACUGGAAACUCAAAUGUUCUGUCCUUGUUUAAGUUUAUUGCACAAUGUACUUGGUCUGUCGGGUUUGGCCAUUUGUGUUCAAGCUUCUUGUUGAAUUCUUAAUACCAGGUUUACGAGAACAAAAUUCUUGCUGA
Mangifera indica (mango) is the source of this 4959-nucleotide messenger RNA. Its product is annotated as splicing factor-like protein 1. NCBI's taxonomy places the organism in Eukaryota, Viridiplantae, Streptophyta, Magnoliopsida, Sapindales, Anacardiaceae. The transcript is spliced from 2 exons. The coding region runs from base 98 to 2470 and encodes 790 amino acids. Gene Ontology annotation, cellular component: nucleus. Gene Ontology annotation, biological process: regulation of mRNA splicing, via spliceosome. Gene Ontology annotation, molecular function: mRNA binding; zinc ion binding. The record is from RefSeq and is a predicted model, not a curated record.